Amblyraja radiata (thorny skate) is the source of this 1648-nucleotide messenger RNA. It is a transcript of the gene nog2, whose product is annotated as noggin 2. The coding region runs from base 514 to 1158 and encodes 214 amino acids. Gene Ontology annotation, biological process: negative regulation of BMP signaling pathway; osteoblast differentiation; negative regulation of cell differentiation. The transcript has a single exon. The record is from RefSeq and is a predicted model, not a curated record. NCBI's taxonomy places the organism in Eukaryota, Metazoa, Chordata, Chondrichthyes, Rajiformes, Rajidae.
AACCCGCGCCGCGGCUUCGGUGCCGAGUCUGUGCGGAGUGUCCGGGACACCGGGAACAUCGCUGGGGACUGUGGCACCGGGAAUAUCACACCGGGAACGGGAGCAUCACCGGGAGCGUAACCGGGAGCAAGAGCAUUACCGGGAGCGGGCAUCGCAUUUGUCGGCCGGGGGGAGCGGCUGUGGACGGAGCCGGUGUCGCGCCGCGACCGCUCGCUGUCCGGGGCCAUUCGGCCGCCGCCGGCCCGACUAGACACCGGCUGGCAGCGAGCGGCGGCGACGGCGUUGCCAUGGAGAUGGGCGGCGGGCCGAGGUGAGGCGGGAGCGGCGGCGGCGGCGGCGGGGACAGGCGGCGGCGACACAGAGCGCCGGGAGCAGCUAAUCGUGCUCCGCAACCUCAGCACGUCCUGUGCGUCCCCGUCACUCACUCCACACUCGUGCUAUUAAAAGUAGCCGCGUGUUGGCCCGGCUGCCUAUUUAUAAACCUGAGGGCUCGCCGACUGGCCGGGGCAAGUCAUGGAGCCGCCGCACUGUUUACUGAGCUGCCUGUGUGUCUUGCUGCUCCGACAUGGCUUGUGUCAACCAUACCUGCACCUCCGGCCGGUGCCCAGUGACAGCCUGCCCGUGCUGGACAUCAUCGAGCAGCCGGACCCAGACAGCGACCCGAAGGACAGCGACCUGGACGAGCGCACGCUGCGGAAACGGCUGGGAAGUCACUUCGACCCGGGCUUCAUGUCCAUCACUCUGCCCGACGCCGACCCCUCGGCGCCCCGAGACCCCGGCGGCCGCCUCAAGCCGCUGGGCGCGUUGCCCAACGACAUCAAGAGGCUGGAUGUGUCCGAGACGCCUUACGGCAGGAGGAUGAAGCUGGGCAAGAAGGCGCGGCGGAGGUUGCAACAGUGGCUCUGGUCGUAUACCUACUGCCCGGUCGUGUACACUUGGAAAGACCUGGGAGGCCGCUUCUGGCCGCGCUUUGUCAAAGAGGGGAACUGCUAUAACGAGAGGUCGUGCUCAUUCCCGGAAGGAAUGCUGUGUAAACCUGUCAAAUCCAUCAGCAAAACGUUCUUGAGAUGGUAUUGCCAGGGCUGGUCCAAACCGCGCUACUGCACAUGGAUACCUGUACAAUACCCAGUCAUUUCCGAGUGCAAGUGUACGUGCUGAUGCGGCGAACUCAUAAACAUGGUCUAUAGUAUAACAGCGCCGUUAGUCAAAUCUAUUUUUAUAUAUCGCAUCCUAAAGAAGCCCCUGCUUUGUAUCUAUAUAACACAGAGAUUUAACGUUGGCGAUCAUCGUGGAUUAUUUGAGGGGCAGCGAACGGACCAGACUCAGACCAGCCCAGAGGAGAGGGAAUAAUGGUGCACCUCCCGGCGCUUCUGGACUCUCGAUGCUGCCGAGAUAUUUUUUGUAAUAUAAUUAUUAUUAUAAAAAGUUGAGGUGAAGAUAUUACAGAGCUUAACUCAGCUUUCCAAUACAUAGAGUGUAGAUGAGUAAAAACGUGUCCAGUUAUUUAUUUCUUUACCGUUUGUUGAUAAUAACCUAGGCGAUAUCGUGGCAUUGGAGAUGUUUACUUGAAUAUACUUUCUAAAAAACAUAUCAAUGUAAAUAUAAUGGUUCACUGUUUUUAGCAAUAAAGUCUCAUCUUUGAAACAAA